CAAUACAAUACUAUAACAGAGUAUAUAAAACACAAUACAAUAUUCUCUAUCUCUUUCUCUCUGUUAUAUCAAACAGAAAAAGCAUAUUUCGUGUCAUUCUUUUGGAGUAUUGAAAAAUAUAAAAAUCCAGUUCUCGUUGCGAACCAUGUAUUCGAGCAAAUGUUUGAUCGGUCUGUUGUUGACCGCGAUAUUGAAAUGUGUCCACUCUGUCGACCUCAGAGGUGUCACAAUUGUGAGUCCUCCGUUUGUGAUGAAGGCUCACAACAACCACUUCGAGGGCUAUGCCAUCGAUCUGUUGAACGAAUUGUCCAGAAUUGCAAAAUUCAAUUACACUCUCUAUCCGACACCCGAUGACCGCUACGGCUCGUCCGAUAAGACCGGCAAACCUACCGGAAUGAUACAGGAAUUGUUUAUGAGAAGGGCGGACUUUGCGAUCGGCGAUCUGGUGGUCAGUACAAUCCGUGAGCGAUAUAUCGAUUUCAGCGAACCCUUCAUGGAUUUGGAUCUGUCGGCUCUGAUCAACAAACAAAAUGUCGGAAAUAUGACCUCAUUUGCACACCUCCUGCACUCCAACUUAACGUAUGGCACACUCCGUGAGAGCGAGACGUAUCGGUUUAUGUCGAUGUCGGCCGACCUGACCAUUCAGAAUCUGCAGAGAUAUAUAUUCAUGAAUAGCUAUAAUCUCGUCGACUCCCGACAGGAAGGCAUCGAAAGGGCUCGCAAUUCAAACUAUGCCUUCAUUCAGGUA
This is a messenger RNA of Medioppia subpectinata, 748 nucleotides long. The record is from the annotation of a GenBank genome assembly. NCBI's taxonomy places the organism in Eukaryota, Metazoa, Arthropoda, Arachnida, Sarcoptiformes, Oppiidae.